UUGUCAGGGGUUAAAUCAGGGCUGUUUGUGUCCCCCGUCCCUGCAGGAAGGGCUGGAGGUGGCACUCGGGGCUGUGGGGCUCGGCCGCAGCUCGGGCUCGGUGACCCUGGAGGCCGCUCCAGCCUCAGGGGUUCUGUGCUGUAAAAGGAACGGGGUGUCUGAGCAUCUCCGACAUUAGCGAAAAGUACUGGUUCUGCUGGGCUUCCGUGGUGAACAAUGAAGGUUCUGCUGCUGAAGGAUCCCAAAGACAAAGAUUCAGGACCAGAUCCUUAUAUUAAAGAAUUAGGAUCAUACAGCUUGGAAGCAACGUUGGUCCCAGUUUUGUCAUUUGAAUUCACCUCUAUUGACAGCUUAUUUGAGAAGCUUUCCCAUCCAGAGUGCUAUGGAGGCCUAGUUUUCACCAGCCCAAGAGCAUUAGAAGCCAUCAAGAUCUGUUUAAAAGAGAAGAGUAAGAAAGAGGCCUGGUCAAAAUCUCUUAAACAAAUGUGGAAUAUCAAACCAACAUAUGUGGUAGGAAAAGCUACAGCUUCUUUAGUGGAAGAAAUUGGUCUUGUUCCACAAGGAGAAAAGGCUGGAAAUGCUGAGAAAUUAGCUGAAUAUAUUUGUUCAAGAGAGAAACCCAAUUCCUCAGCUCUCCUGUUUCCUUGUGGAGCCCUGAAAAGAGAAGUACUUCCUACAGUGCUUAGAGAAAAAGGCAUACCCCUGGAAAGCCUCACUGUUUAUCAAACAGCCCAACACCCUGAUCUGCAGGAAUCUUUGAGCAGUUACUUCUCCCAAGAGGGGAUCCCUGCCAGCAUCGUGUUCUUCAGCCCAUCUGGUGUCAAAUUCUGCCUCCAGCACAUCCAGAAGCUUUCAGGGGAUUUGAUCAACCAAGUCAAGUUCGCUGCCAUCGGCCCCAGCACGGCAGAGGCGCUGCGAGGCGCCGGCAUCGCCGUGAGCUGCACUGCAGGGAGCCCCACGGCCCAGGACCUGGCUGCUGCCCUCCACGCUGCCCUGCACCCACGCAGCUGCUCGGGGCCCCUCUGAGGGCACAGCCUGCCCGGCGAGGUCUGCGUGGUGCUCCAGGAGGGCUUGUCCAAUUUACAGACCUGCUGUCCUGCAAGAACGUGGGUUUUGGGAUCAUGAAGCACUGUCCUGGUCAGGGAUGGGUGUGAGAAGGUUGCACUUAAAUACUCUAAGAAAGCUGGGAUCUGUCCAGCAUCCUUAAAAUAUCCAGCUCUUCCCCUUCCUCCUGUGUGCACUGUGAAUAUUUUACCCUUGAAAAGCAGCUGUGAACACUGGGACACUGAAACCAGCCCCACACCUCCUCACCUCAGGUAUCCCUCAGCACACAGCUCAGGUUGCAUUGCUCUGUAUGAUCAGUUUUACUUGCACUUUUGUAGGAAAAACCCCUGUUCCAAUGAAGUAUUUUCUUCCGUAAACUUGUUUGUUUGUUGUUCUGCUUUUCAGAUAUUUGUACAAAAAUGUUAAUUGUAGAUUCUUAGUGGAACAGGAGAACUCUUGUGGUGAAGUUGCUCUGUGUGGGGCUAAUUCAGGUCAGCUGUUGCCCCUUGUUACCCUAACAGGGUCUUAAAAAUUAGCUUUUGGUUUCUGUUCCUGUAAUGAAGGAUUUAUUAACAGGGAAAUAAACUGGCUUAUCAGAGUUAA
Messenger RNA from Passer montanus (Eurasian tree sparrow), 1647 nucleotides. It is a transcript of the gene UROS, whose product is annotated as uroporphyrinogen III synthase. Gene Ontology annotation, molecular function: uroporphyrinogen-III synthase activity. The transcript has 10 exons. The record is from RefSeq and is a predicted model, not a curated record. Bases 217 to 1026 code for a protein of 269 amino acids. Lineage: Eukaryota; Metazoa; Chordata; Aves; Passeriformes; Passeridae. Gene Ontology annotation, biological process: uroporphyrinogen III biosynthetic process.